CCCGAAAAGAUCCAAGUAUGAAAGGAAAAGUGGGCUUAAAGCCGUGACGUUCAGUGGAAAGAGGGAGGGACGGCUGGUCUCCAUUAGCUGAAGCCUGCGGGGGGACAAACACUCUGCCGCUGCUCACCAGAUUUUCUUCCUAUUUUUUUAUUUUUUAGUUUUAAUUAGCCACGGAAAAACCCUACAUGAUUUAAAGAGGGCAACUUGUUCUGCACCGUGUAGUCGACUGUUCGAGAGGGAUUUUUUUUUUUUUGGUCUUUCGUGAAGGAUGGCGCUGGACGGGAUACGGAUGCCCGAUGGCUGCUACGCUGAUGGGACGUGGGAACUUAAGAUGCAUGUGACCGACCUCCGCAGGGACGUGUCGCUGAGGGUCACCGGGGAAAUCCACAUCGGUGGAGUCAUGCUUAAACUCGUGGAGAAGCUAGAUGUGAAGAAGGACUGGUCAGAUCAUGCUCUAUGGUGGGAGAAGAAGAAGACGUGGCUGCUGAAAACCCACUGGACGCUGGACAAGUACGGCAUCCAAGCUGAUGCCCGGCUCCUCUUCACACCACAGCACAAGCUGCUUCGCCUCCAACUACCCAACAUGAAGCACAUGAAAGUCAAAGUCAACUUCUCUGACCGAGUCUUCAAGGCCGUCUCCGACAUCUGCAAAACUUUCAAUAUCCGCCACCCAGAGGAGUUGUCUCUACUGCGUAAACCUCGUGAUUCCAAGAAGAAGAAGAAAAAAUUGGAGGAGUCUGAAGAAGAGGAUCUGGAGUUGGAGGGUCCGUUAUUAACUCCUGGAUCAGCCUCUGAGAUAAUAUACAUCGGACCUGUCAAAGGGAGCAUCUACUCCAGUCCUGGCUUGUACAGUAAAACUAUGACCCCCACCUACGACUCCAGAGACGGCAGCCCACUGUCACCCACCUCCGCCUGGUUUGGAGACAGUCCACUGUCUGAGGGCAACCCCGGUAUCCUCGCUGUCAGCCAGCCAAUCUCAUCACCAGACAUCCUAAUGAAGCUCUACAAGCCCCACACCCUGUUGGAUAAAGCAAAGAUUAACCAGGGGUGGUUGGACUCAUCCAGGUCUUUGAUGGAACAAGAUGUAAAGGAGAAUGAGGUGCUACUGCUGAGGUUUAAGUACCACAGUUUCUUUGACCUCAACCCAAAGUAUGAUGCCAUCCGGGUGAACCAGCUCUAUGAACAGGCCAAGUGGGCUAUUCUGCUGGAGGAGAUUGAGUGCACAGAAGAGGAAAUGAUGAUGUUUGCUGCCCUACAGUACCACAUCAACAAGCUGUCAAUCAUGUCUUCCGACAAUCACAUGAAUAACAGUGAGAAGGAGGUGGAUGAGGUGGAUGCAGCCCUGUCUGACCUGGAGAUCACUUUGGAAGGAGGAAAGACGUCCAACACACUGGGUGAUAUUACAUCUAUUCCUGAGUUAGCUGACUAUGUUAAAGUCUUCAAACCCAAGAAACUGACGCUGAAAGGCUAUAAGCAGUACUGGUGCACCUUUAAGGAUAUUACAAUUUCCUGUUACAAGAGUAAAGAGGAGGCACACGGAACACCCACUCACCAAAUGAAUCUUAGAGGUUGUGAGGUAACUCCAGAUGUUAACAUCUCGGGACAGAAAUUCAACAUCAAGUUGCUCAUCCCUGUGGCCGAUGGCAUGAAUGAAAUCUGGCUCCGGUGUGAUACGGAGAAACAGUACGCUCACUGGAUGGCUGCGUGCCGCUUGGCGUCCAAAGGCAAGACCAUGGCUGACAGCUCCUACAACCUAGAGGUCCAGAACAUUCUGUCCUUCCUCAAGAUGCAGCACAUGAAUCCUGAUCCACAGUUCAUUGAGCCGGUCACCACCGAUAUCAACCCAGAAUGCCUGGUGUCCCCACGUUAUCUAAAAAAGUACAAGAACAAACAGCCCAGCUAUAUCAGGGACUUGAUUUCAGCUCGGAUCCUUGAAGCACAUCAAAAUGUGGCCCAGAUGAGUCUGAUUGAAGCCAAGAUGCGUUUCAUCCAGGCAUGGCAAUCCCUGCCUGAGUUUGGAAUCACUCAUUUCCUUGCCAAGUUCCAGGGUGGAAAGAAGGAGGAGCUAAUCGGCAUCACUUACAACCGUCUGAUCCGGAUGGAUGCCGGCACCGGAGAUGCCAUCAAGACUUGGCGCUUCAGCAACAUGAAACAGUGGAAUGUCAACUGGGAGAUCAAGAUGGUGACGGUAGAAUUUGCAGACGAGCCCAGCCUGGCUUUCACCUGUGCGGAGGUGGACUGUAAGGUCGUCCACGAGUUCAUUGGCGGCUACAUUUUCUUGUCCACACGUGCCAAGGACCAGAAUGAGUCUCUAGACGAGGAGAUGUUCUAUAAGCUGACCAGCGGCUGGGUCUAAUCUGCCUCAGAUCACCAGGAACCAACGAUUGUAGGUCAGGAGCUGGAGCCGGCGUGGUUGGGGAUGAAGCCACAAUGUAUGCAUUUAUUUUAUUCUAUUAUUUCUCAGCCUUUUUAAUAGUUUUGUUCUGUGCUGGAGAUUCUGGCACAGUGCCACUAUUGACACAGCUGACACUUUUUUGUAUUCAUGCUGACAUUUUUAAACACUAACACUGCAAAUGCAGCCCAGAUGAAUUCUGAAGUCGAUCUCUUGUGGUUGAGUACAAAUCUGAACCAAGGUUGUCUCUUAAGACCACUUGCGUCCUUCUGGACUGAAUUGCAUAACCUCCCAGGAUCCAUCUCCAUCACUUUGUCCCUGCUCUUUCCUGUUAUCUGAAUCUGGACUAAUUGACGUCAAACUCUCAGCCAACCAGCUAAAAUGUGAUGGUAGUGCCACAGCCUUCAUAAAUAUCAAAUCUGUAAAGAGCAGAAGCUGUUCAUCACGGCGUUGUGUAUCCAUGCAGAAGUCAUGUAAGAACUUCAACUUUAUCCAAUUCUGUUGAUGAAUAAGCUGUUGUUUUUUUUUUUUUUGUUGUUUUGUUUUGUUUUGCUGUGUGUUGGAUUCGUUGCAGCGGACGUCGGCAGUGUCUCCAAUGAAAUUACAACACCAACGGUUGUGGUUUGUUUUAAUAGUGAUGAUGGCGAGUGUGUCAUGAAACAUGAGCAUUGGGUACAAUAAAGCCUGCAAAUGGCGUCGUCAUUUUAAAAACCAAAGUUGGUGUGUCAAGUUCAAAUUAAUCAGUGAUCAUGUCUAAAGAAUUUACAUAAAAACAAGUAUUUAAGAAAGUCUAUUUGAAACAUAUCAGCUAGCAGAUCCCCCCCCAACACGCACACCCCUUAUAAGGAACAAAAAAAACGUUAUUUAGAUAUGGAGACUUGUACAACUCACAGACUAUUAAAAAAAUGCUAUCCGCAGCUAACAUGUUCACAUUAGCAUACCAGGUUAGGAUGACUGCACACGCUAGCAUUCCGAUUAGUGUAUUCUCUAAUGGGAAUGGCUACACAUACAUGACUUAGUGGUAGUACAGAGCGCAGUGACACUCCGACACUCUGAGCGGCUACAAUAGAACUCAACACCAUCAUGCGCUGAUUAGCAGUUUACUCCAGUAGAUUACUUUGAAAGGUUUCUUACAAAUCUCUAAAAAUAUAAAAUUGCUGAUCUUUGUGGAAGUUGCAUUGCCAUUUUGAAUUUUGGUGGAAAUCAGGUGAGGUCUUGUAGCAUAUACAGAUAAUUACUGUAUGGCGCUGCUGGGUUAGUAGUAGUAGUAUAUUAUUACUACUGGGUUCUUUCUUAGCCACUCAGUGCUGCUGGUGGGCACACUCUAUAUCUGGUACCUGUAGCCACAUCCUAUUAAUACGUUCCCUCACAAUUCAAACGUGCCACAUCUGGUAUAAAUAUCCGUACGCACCACACCCGGAAAAUCCAGCAAUGUCCGUAAAACUUUACUCCCCGAAUCAAGACUAUGUGAUGCUCAUUUCACAAUCAGUCAUCUGACAAUUUUUGAAAAACCUCAGAUCUGCGGUCGGAAUUGUUUGUUGGUGUGUGUACUCGACAUACCUAACAGGAGGUUUGAUUGAUUCCCUUUUUGUUUUGCUUUGUUCUUAUUGUUUCUCUCACCAUAUAGUAUUAUCGUUUUUAUCGUUAUCACACCAGCAAAAGGUCACAGAGCUUGAAGACUGAAUAUGCAAUUUUUUUUUUCCUGUCUUCACAAUGAAGGAUUACUAAAUGAAGUAUUAUUUUUUGUAACUAAUGUAAAAACACAGGUUUUAUAGAAUUGUACAGUUUUUUUUUUCUUUCUUUCAGAAGAGUGGAAGCCAUCUGUGAGACAUGUAGUAUUCAGAAUUGUGCCUGCGUUUCUUGUGGUUUUACCAAGUUUUCAGAUGAAAAUGAAUAUAUAUAUAUAUAUAUAUAUGAAGACAAGAAGUCUCAAACUCCAGGUUUAUUAGGAGUUAUUGUGUAUCCAGUACUUUUAUUUUCUGCUCCUGUAUCUUUUGUAUUCUGUUUUUCUCCUCUUUGACUUUCAUCAGGUGUUUAUGGCACUGAAUGAUUUUGUUUUUAAAGCUAGUAAACCGAGACAUUCAGUUUUGGCUGAAAUUGUAUUUUUUUUCUCAGUGCCUUUUUAAAAGGUUUCACCUAAUACUGUGCUUCUGUCACAACAGUGUCUCAUUUAAUGUCAAUGUGAUAUUUUUUUUAUUUUAUUUUUUUAUUUGGGUACCCUGGAGUUUGAGACAAAUCAUUUAAAAAUAAGAUUAAACCAAGCCUAGUCCGUUUUGUUUUCCCACCUGUAUUUGUUUGCCUUCAGUGUCCAGAACAGCGGUGCAUGUCCUGCUGUUUUUAGACCGUAAAAGUGCAUUUAUUUAAAAAAAAUAAAAGUAAUUUUUAUUUAAA
Messenger RNA from Thalassophryne amazonica, 4783 nucleotides. It is a transcript of the gene fermt2, whose product is annotated as fermitin family member 2. Gene Ontology annotation, biological process: integrin-mediated signaling pathway; cell-matrix adhesion. NCBI's taxonomy places the organism in Eukaryota, Metazoa, Chordata, Actinopteri, Batrachoidiformes, Batrachoididae. Bases 269 to 2356 code for a protein of 695 amino acids. The record is from RefSeq and is a predicted model, not a curated record. The transcript is spliced from 17 exons. Gene Ontology annotation, molecular function: integrin binding. Gene Ontology annotation, cellular component: extrinsic component of cytoplasmic side of plasma membrane; focal adhesion.